This is a messenger RNA of Dufourea novaeangliae, 1770 nucleotides long. RefSeq lists its product as uncharacterized. Gene Ontology annotation, cellular component: SAGA complex; transcription factor TFIID complex; SLIK (SAGA-like) complex. The coding region runs from base 6 to 1553 and encodes 515 amino acids. Lineage: Eukaryota; Metazoa; Arthropoda; Insecta; Hymenoptera; Halictidae. The record is from RefSeq and is a predicted model, not a curated record. Gene Ontology annotation, biological process: transcription initiation at RNA polymerase II promoter; RNA polymerase II preinitiation complex assembly. Gene Ontology annotation, molecular function: RNA polymerase II general transcription initiation factor activity; protein heterodimerization activity; transcription coactivator activity. The transcript has 8 exons.
AAGUCAUGAAAGAAAUGUUGACAAACCAAGCUAGUUCAGGAUACGGUAAUUCCUUUGUUAAUAAUAAUGGAGACACAAAUAGCAAUAAUACAAUGGACAAUAAUUCAAGAAGAUAUGCUGUGCUUAGUACUGAUUGGAUAUCUGCAAUUGGAGAAGAAUUAGGACUGCAUCCUUUACCUGAUUCUUUGCUGAAAAAGUUGGCAGAGGAUGCUGCGUAUCAUCUAAGAGAAGUUCUACACAAAUGUGUAACAAGACUAAAGCAUAGUAAGAGGAAACGUUUAACAACUAAUGAUGUAAAUGCUGUGAUUACCAAUUUAUGCGAUGUAGACCCUAUAUUGGGUGCACCAGAAUCCAUGCCAGAGUUUCACACAGAAGCCAGAGUAUUUGUUCCUAGUGAACAUAUUGUUAAUCUAGUACAAACAAUAAAUGAACCUCUUAGUAUAACACAGACCAAUGUACCUUUUAUUCAAGAAUCAGAAAUAUGUGACAUAAGACUAACAGAAGCACGUAACAAUUAUGCCAAACGUGCAUUAAAGACUUUGUUUAAUGGAUCCCAAAAGACUUUUCAGGUUUUAAUUAAUGAUUGUGCCACCAAUGCACAUUUGGGAGGGGAAGGUGUAAUAGACAAAUUGAUGUCAAUUGCUAGAUCCAUGGUCAUAUCAAAUAAUGCACAAUACACAAGAGUGUCUACUCGAACAUGCCAACUCAUUAUUGCAAUAGCAAGUAACAGUGAAGCUGUUUAUCCAUACCAUUUAACAUCGGUAGACAAAUUGACUGAGUUAUUGCUAGAAUUAUUAUUAGGACAAAGUUUCAUAAAUACAAACCUUGAAACAUUGUUUAAGGAAUGUGCUCUUAAAUUGAUGCUACGUUGGCCGUCAGUUGCUGAUAAGUAUCUUCCAACAUUGGAAAAUGUAUUAUUAAAACAAGAAACAGAAAGCAUUGUUAGUGAGAAGAAAAAGACAAUGGCAAUGGAAUUACUAGCAAGUAUUCAACCUUUAGUAUUUUUCCAACACGAGGGAAUGCCAGCGGUUUCGGUAGAAAAUGUCUUAAAAGAUGCACCAGCUGGUUCUGCCUUAUGGCACAGGAUAGCUCUUGCUGUUUGUGCUCUUGUGAAGUCUCAGUGUCAUGUGCUAAACAUUACAGUUCUGAUGGAACAUUAUGGAGAUGCAUUGCUGCCGUACCUAACCGCUAAUUAUAAAAGCACAGUGAACGCGUUAAAAAAAUCUACACCUCUUCCAAUUACUAUCAAGAGUAAGAUAAAGUACGUGAACGUCAGACCUAUGACAACUAAUCGAAUAUUAUGGGACCGUCAAUCUGCGUUUCCUGACUCUACCUUGAGAGGUCCAAGACGAGAAAUUAGGUUUGCAUUCGCUGGCGGGCGACCAGUACCUCCGAGUAACUUGAGACGUGUCAGUUUACGAGCGAAUUACCAAAUUUUAAGAAGCGAGCUUCAAGCAACACUCGCACUUGUCGCGUCACGAAGACUAUUAAUACUGAAAGACAAAAAGAAAAGGCCCUUCGAUACUUAUAAUCUGGUCUACGGCUCUCUUUAAACUUAUAUGUAGUUGGCGGAAACGAUAUAAUGUAGUCGCAAAGCUGUCGUCGUUCCUGUCAGACGGAUCCAAUGUCGUUGCAGUGAACAGGGUUGUGUGGUGUGUGUUUGUGAUUCCAUUUCAACGCCUCAAAGACUUCCACAAAAAAUACCUCCAAUAGACAUUACAGAUGCUGUGCAUCUCAGCGCGUUAUUAAAUGAUUUAUUUCUUUUUUUUU